This is a messenger RNA of Ailuropoda melanoleuca (giant panda), 1811 nucleotides long. RefSeq names its product leupaxin (gene LPXN). The record is from RefSeq and is a predicted model, not a curated record. NCBI's taxonomy places the organism in Eukaryota, Metazoa, Chordata, Mammalia, Carnivora, Ursidae. The transcript is spliced from 9 exons. The coding region runs from base 134 to 1294 and encodes 386 amino acids. Gene Ontology annotation, biological process: transforming growth factor beta receptor signaling pathway; negative regulation of B cell receptor signaling pathway; substrate adhesion-dependent cell spreading.
AUACAGGAACCAAAAAGGGUUAUAGAGGCUGCUUCACGCUGUCUCAUUCAGUUCCUUUGCGGUCCUCUUCUUCAGCACAUGCCAAAGCAGUUCCUCACAACCUGUGGGACCAGAGCAUCUUGGGUGUGUGACAAUGGAAGAGUUGGAUGCCUUAUUGGAGGAACUGGAGCGCUCCACCCUCCAGGAAAGUGAUGAAUCCUCCAGCUCAGCUCCUCUUCCCCUGGAUCAGCACUCCAGAAAGGAGAGUAACCUUGCUGAGACUUCAGAGACCCUUUCUCUUCAGAAUGAUACAAGUCCCUUGCCGGUGCAGCUCGUGUAUACUACCCAGAUCCAGGAGCAAAAUGUCUACAGUAAGAUCCAAGAGCCAAAGGGAGCACCACAUCCCCCGAAAACGUCCGCGGCUGCUCAGCUGGAUGAGCUCAUGGCCCACCUGUGUGACAUGCAGACCCAGGUCGCAGUGAAAGCAGAUGCCAGCAAGAAACCCACAGCAAAUAAGCAGGAUCCCAAGGCCUCCCUGGACUCAAUGCUGGGGGGGUUGGAGCAGGAUCUGCAGGACCUGGGAGUUGCCACAGUGCCCAAGGGCCACUGUGCUUCCUGUCAGAAACCGAUUGCUGGGAAGGUGAUCCAUGCUCUCGGGCAAGCGUGGCACCCGGAGCACUUUGUCUGCACUCACUGCAAAGAGGAGAUUGGCUCCCGUCCCUUCUUUGAGCGGAGUGGCCUGGCCUACUGCCCCAAGGACUACCACCACCUCUUUUCUCCACGCUGUGCUUACUGUGCGGCUCCCAUCCUGGACAAAGUGCUGACGGCAAUGAACCAAACCUGGCACCCAGAGCAUUUCUUCUGCUUUCACUGUGGAGAGGUGUUUGGUGCAGAAGGCUUUCACGAGAAGGACAAGAAGCCGUACUGCCGGAAGGAUUUCUUAGCCAUGUUCUCGCCCAAGUGUGGCGGCUGCAACCGCCCGGUGUUGGAAAACUACCUUUCAGCUAUGGACACCGUCUGGCACCCGGAAUGCUUUGUGUGUGGGGACUGCUUCAGCAGUUUUUCCUCCGGCUCCUUCUUUGAGCUGGACGGACGUCCGUACUGUGAGCUCCAUUACCACCAGCGCCGGGGAACACUGUGCCACGGGUGCGAGCAGCCCAUCACCGGCCGCUGCAUCAGUGCCAUGGGCCACAAGUUCCAUCCCGAGCACUUCGUCUGCGCUUUCUGCCUGACACAGUUGUCAAAGGGCAUCUUCAGGGAGCAGGAUGGCAAGACCUAUUGUCAACCCUGCUUCGUGAAACUCUUCCCGCUGUAAUCUCAGCUGAACCCACAGUGUCCGCAGAUGCCCUACAGAACUUCAACCAGGAGGGGAAGGAGUAUUUUGUCGUUACUGCACUUCAGCUCAGUGGGCGUAUAGAGAAAGUAAAGGUGAUGAACUCCUAGUUGCUGCAUGGCUAGGCUCGUAGUCUUAGGUUUUAGAUUUCUAGUCUUACUGUUUUUCUUGAUCAGGUUCUUGGAUUUAGGUCUGGGUCCUGCCACUCAUGCCUCCGCAGAUGCAUCUACCACAUGCGCACAUUCAUUCCACCGCUGGUUUUCUCAGAUUUCUCCCAUUUUCACUCCUGUGAUGGCCCUCGUCCCUGGGCCUUUUCACGCCUCCCUUGUUUCCCUGUGACUCACUUUCACAUGACCAAUGCAUUACCCUCACUGUCAGGAAUCCUGAGGCUCUCUGCAUCUCUCUUUGGUGUACUUCUCUUUUUCAAGAGGAAGUAGAUUUUAACUGGAAUACUUUGAGUACUGACAUCACUGAUAAAUAAAACGGCUUUCAGUUUUCA